GCCGACAACAUGUUGCUCGUGGACCUGAAACUCUUCAGCCUGAUACUCGCAGUCAGCGGAUGCUGCUGCCUGAUCCCGAUUCUCGGGGACACUGACCAGGAGCUGCCGCAUCGCAUCUAUCGGCUCCUGGAUGGGCUCUCCUGCGGCCACGGCCUCAGUGCCAGCUCUACGUUCGCCCUUCUGCUCUCGCAGUUCCUGAUAAAACAAAAGCUGCGCUACGUGGCGCCCACGCGAUACGAACGCCAGCUCUACUACCAUCUGCUGCACAGGAUGGAGGACAUCCGGGAGCGAUCCGGUGGUGUGGUCCAGGAGCAGGCUGUCCAAGGGGAAAUCCUCAGCACAGCCUUUCAAAGAAAUGUCCUGCUGCUGCCUCCCUCUCUAAAGUUGGGGGAGUUGGAUGCCAACGGGGAGUACGAGCAGCUGGCGGAGAUCUAUUCGAAGGUAGUGAACGAGGGACAGCUCAACAGGACUUUGUCGGAUCUCUGCCUUCGAGACAUUGUUAACCUAAAGCCGCCGAACUGCAAGCUGCUCGCCGGAAAAUGUCUGGAGCUCUUAACCAGCGAUGCUCCUGCAUACGGAUACCAGAGGACUCAUCAAGUCCUGCUGCUGUACGUGCUGCAGCAUCAGGUUUGUGCCGCACACCUCAGCCCCCCAAAGGUGUACGAGCUGCUGGCGAGGAUUCAGUGCGAUGAGGUUGAGCGUGAGCAGAACGCUAUCCGGAGCCUGGGGCUGCCUUCGGCCUAUCGCGAUCUGUAUCUGGAGCAAGCCACCAUCUGCGGGCUGUUUGGCUACAAUGAGUUUGUAAACUGGCGCAACGUAAUGGAAAUUGGCAGCUGGCUGGCUGGGGGGGAGGACUCGCCGAAGGAUAUAUUGGCCGAUGACAGCGAUAGUCAGCACAUAAGCGAUCUGGCCUUGGUUUUCUAUACGAAUGCCCUGCUGCUGCUGCACUAAUCCACCACCCUCCCUCCCCAGUUCCCCCAUAAUAUAAUAAAUCCCCCGUCGCCAUGGUUUUCGCUUCUGCUUGAUAAGUUAAUAAA
This is a messenger RNA of Drosophila kikkawai, 1037 nucleotides long. RefSeq lists its product as uncharacterized. Gene Ontology annotation, cellular component: cytosol; membrane. The record is from RefSeq and is a predicted model, not a curated record. Lineage: Eukaryota; Metazoa; Arthropoda; Insecta; Diptera; Drosophilidae.